AGGGCCGAGCACUAUAUUAGUGGAAGCAGGUUUGUGUUUGUUCACCUGAUAUAUUUCCCAUCUUUAAUCGUCAGUCAACAAAUUGUGAAGCUCUUAUCAGAAAAAUGGAGACAGUAACAGUGAUGAAGCCAUUGAUCAGAGUCGCUGCUCUAUCCGGUUCCCUGCGGAAAGGCUCUUACCACAAUGGUCUUCUCCGUGCCGCGAUCGACUUGACGAAAGAAUUGGUGCCGGGAAUGCAGAUUGAGUAUAUCGACAUAUCUCCACUGCCGUUCAUCAAUACUGACCUGGAAAUAAAUGGUACCUAUCCUGCUGUCGUCGAAGCUUUCCGGCAGAAAAUCCUUGAAGCCGAUAGUAUUCUGUUCGCCUCCCCUGAGUAUAAUUACUCUGUGUCAGCUCCUCUUAAGAACGCGAUUGACUGGGCUUCCCGACCACCUAAUGUUUGGGCGGACAAACCUGCCGCCAUCAUUAGCACCGGUGGAAUAUUUGGUGGAGGAGUAUCUCAAUAUCAUCUUCGCCAAAUUGGUGUAUUCCUUGAUCUUCAUUUUAUCAACAAGCCAGAAUUUACUCUCAAUGCAUUCCAACCGCCUGAGAAAUUUGAUGUGGAAGGAAACUUGGUCGAUGAACCAGCUAAGGAGAGGUUGAAAAAAGUCCUUAUCUCAUUGCAAGAAUUUACUAUUCGACUUCAGGGUCAAGAUUGAGGGAAUUCUUAAUCAUUUGUAAGGCUUGUUUGUGUGAUGGAAAUAAUGCAAAUUGUUGUAAUAAAAACAGUGUGUCACUUAUCUUAUAAUCGUUUAUGUCUAUUAUAAAUAUGUAUAUGAUGUUA
This is a messenger RNA of Raphanus sativus (radish), 823 nucleotides long. RefSeq names its product NADPH:quinone oxidoreductase. NCBI's taxonomy places the organism in Eukaryota, Viridiplantae, Streptophyta, Magnoliopsida, Brassicales, Brassicaceae. Gene Ontology annotation, molecular function: oxidoreductase activity; FMN binding. The transcript is spliced from 3 exons. The record is from RefSeq and is a predicted model, not a curated record. The coding region runs from base 105 to 698 and encodes 197 amino acids. Gene Ontology annotation, cellular component: cytosol.